GAGAGACCAAUUUCCGCCAGUCUCCAGAAAACCUUAUGGCAAAACCUUCAGCUACAUAAAUAGCUGAAACCACAGUUAAUCAAACUAAUUGAUUUGCUCUCCCACACAACAAAACUCUCUCAAUCCAGCCAAUUUUCUGUCCUCCUAUCGCCUUUCUUUCUCUGGCAUUUGGAUCCAGUCGCCGGAGCCUCAUCCGUGUCCAGCCGCCGUGAAUAAUCGUUCAGUCUCCCGCCAAAUCGAACUCACAGUUUGAUUUUAAUUACAGGUAGAUUCUGCACAGCCUGAGAACUCUUGGGUUGAUGAAGAACGGGAUGAUAGAGUGCAGUGUCUGUCAUUCCAAGCUGGUGUCUCCAUCCCCAAAGUCUAUUUCACGGGCUUAUGAUCGACAUAGGAGUAAGGUAUCAUCAAAGCAACGGGCUCUUAAUGUCCUAUUGGUUGGUGGAGAUUGUGUCCUUGUUGGUUUACAGCCCAUUUUGGUUUUUAUGUCGAAGGUGGAUGGACGCUUCAAGUUUAGCCCUAUUAGUGUCAACUUUUUGACAGAGGUUGCAAAAGUUAUUUUUGCUAUCGUGAUGCUCAUAUUUCAGGCUAGGCGGCAAAAAGUUGGUGAAAAGCCGCUUCUAUCAAUUUCCACAUUUAUUCAGGCUGCUCGCAACAAUGUACUUCUUGCUGUUCCAGCCCUUCUUUAUGCUAUAAAUAACUACCUGAAGUUCAUUAUGCAGCUAUAUUUCAACCCUGCAACAGUUAAAAUGCUGAGCAAUCUAAAGGUUUUGGUCAUCGCUGUGCUUCUGAAGGUCAUAAUGAGACGUCGAUUUUCAGUAAUUCAGUGGGAGGCUCUUGCUUUGUUGCUCAUUGGCAUUACUAUUAAUCAACUUAAAUCCUUCCCUGAGGGUAGCAGUGCUUUGGGUCUUCCAGUAACAACUGGUGCAUAUGUAUAUACAUUGAUAUUUGUGACUGUUCCUUCUUUGGCCUCAGUCUUCAAUGAAUAUGCCCUGAAAAGCCAAUAUGAGACCAGCAUUUAUCUUCAGAACUUAUUUUUGUAUGGUUAUGGAGCUAUAUUCAACUUUCUUGGAAUUCUUGGAUCUGCCAUUUUCAAAGGUCCUGGUAGCUUUGAUAUAUUGGAAGGACAUUCAAAAGCCACAAUGCUCUUAAUAUGUAAUAAUGCUGCACAGGGGAUUCUAUCCUCGUUUUUCUUCAAGUAUGCUGAUACAAUUUUGAAGAAGUAUUCGUCAACUGUUGCCACAAUAUUCACAGGCAUAGCAUCUGCUGUUAUGUUUGGCCACACUUUGACUAUAAACUUUAUGUUAGGGAUUUCUGUGGUAUUCAUAUCAAUGCAUCAGUUCUUUUCACCUCUAGCAAAAGCCAAGGAUGACCAACAAAAUGGGGUGCUUGACAGAAUGAAUGUACAGGAUAGUCAUAGGUCAAGGGACUCAUCCUUCAUAAAUAUGGCUGCUGGAGCAAAUGAGGAGGCUAGUCACCGCGUCGGACCUGAUGAAAGACAACCUCUUCUUCCCACCUAAAGUUACUUUGGCAGUGGUUCCAUUUUUGCAACUCAGUUACUGGGAGGUAUAGAGCAGAAGAUAGAGAAGUGUCAAUUAGUAACAAUAAAGCACAACGGCAAUUUUUCACUCUCAAGAAAUACAGUUAGUGUACACAGUGAUUCUUCUCUGGAAGAGGUUGGAAGCACACCGUGGGAGAAUUGAGGCUCCAAGGAGGGGGGUGUAAAGGAGAAUGCUGACAUGGUUGUAUACCAUCUUAUUCUUACCAAUACUCUGUUAAUCGAUAAUGUAUGAAUUUUAGGUGGCUAUAAAUUUGAUUCAUUUGCUACCCAAAGAAUCCUUAAUAUACCUUUUCUCAAAUGAAAUUCGUUUCGAUUCCUAGUCUGCUUGUAUACUGGAUACCUAUAUUUUGGUAUGGAAAUUCCAUUUUGAUGUGAAUGACUGAGUCAAGAAGCAAAGAG
Molecule: messenger RNA, 1957 nt
Organism: Sesamum indicum (sesame)
Lineage: Eukaryota; Viridiplantae; Streptophyta; Magnoliopsida; Lamiales; Pedaliaceae
Product: CMP-sialic acid transporter 5
Biological process (GO): pyrimidine nucleotide-sugar transmembrane transport
Cellular component (GO): Golgi membrane
Molecular function (GO): pyrimidine nucleotide-sugar transmembrane transporter activity
Source: RefSeq, a predicted model, not a curated record